AUGAUAAUAAAUAUGGUGUCAGUUUGUAAUUGUCGCCCACCCCUCUGAAAAACACCACAAAAUUUACCAACCCUAGGUAGGGGAGGAGGAGGAAGAAGAAGAAGAUCCAACGGUUUUCUCCACCAUCCUGAUGGAGAUCGGACCGGAGACGUCGUACUCAUCUUCGGUGGAUCCGAUGGAAUCUGCCACGUCGUCGAUUGGUUCUUCGAUACGAGAAAGCAGCAGCGCCGGUGCCGGCAACAACAAUGAUAUUAAAAGCAGCAGUGAUGGAAAUACUGCUGCUGGCAGGUAUGAUUUGUUGGAUGAAGAUGAGGAGGAGGAUGUUUGCCGGAUCUGUAGAAACCCUGGCGACGCGGAUAAUCCGCUGCGGUAUCCCUGCGCGUGCAGUGGAAGCAUCAAAUUCGUUCACCAGGAUUGCCUUCUCCAGUGGCUUAAUCACAGCAACGCUCGGCAAUGCGAGGUCUGCAAGCAUCCAUUUUCAUUUUCUCCAGUUUAUGCAGAAAAUGCCCCGGCAAGGCUACCUUUUCAGGAAUUUGUUGUUGGGAUCGCUAUGAAAGCUUGCCAUGUCCUGCAGUUCUUUCUACGUCUUAGUUUUGUACUGUCCGUUUGGCUCCUCAUAAUUCCGUUUAUCACAUUUUGGAUAUGGCGGCUGGCAUUUGUCAGAACUCUUGGAGAAGCUCAGAGACUUUUCUUGAGCCACUUAUCAACGACAAUCAUUCUUACUGAUUGCCUGCAUGGAUUUCUUCUCUCUGCCAGCAUUGUAUUCAUUUUUCUUGGGGCAACUUCCCUGAGAGAUUACUUUAGACAUUUGCGUGAGCUGGGUGGACAAGAUGCUGAGAGAGAGGAUGAAGGAGAUAGGAAUGGAGCCCGGGCUGCAAGAAGGCAUGCAGCUCAAGCCAAUAGAAAUCCUGCUGCAGAUGGAAAUGGUGAAGAGGCUGGUGGGGCGCAAGGAAUUGCAGGUGCUGGGCAGAUGUUUCGACGGAAUGCAGAAAAUGUUGCAGCUCGGUGGGAGAUGCAGGCUGCUCGCCUUGAGGCCCAUGUCGAACAGAUGUUUGACGGCUUGGAUGAUGCUGAUGGUGCGGAGGAUGUACCUUUUGAUGAACUGGUUGGCAUGCAGGGACCUGUGUUCCAUCUGGUUGAAAAUGCUUUCACUGUUCUUGCUAGCAAUAUGAUAUUCCUCGGAGUUGUGAUCUUCAUGCCUUUCUCGUUAGGGCGUGUCAUCCUAUAUUACUUGUCAUGGCUUUUGUCCUCUGCUACAAGCCCAGUGUUAUCGACUGUUGUGCCGCUAACAGAAUCAGCGCUUUCACUGGCCAAUAUCACGCUAAAGAAUGCAUUGACUGCAGUUGUAAAUUUGACAUCUGAUAACCAAAACUAUAGUUUACUUGGUCAGGUUGUCGAGAUUCUGAAAGUAAAUGCAACAGGACAAACUGAAGUGUCAAACACAAGCUCCACAAUUGCAGCAGACCUCUUGAAAGUGCAGUCAGCUGGGGCGUCACGACUUUCCGAUGUCACCACUCUUGCUGUUGGCUACAUGUUUAUAUUUUCUCUUGUCAUCUUCUACCUUGGGAUUGUCACCUUAAUUCGGUAUUCAAGGGGCGAGCCUUUGACUAUGGGUAGGUUCUAUGGAAUUGCUUCCAUUGCAGAAACCAUUCCAUCUCUCUUCAGGCAGUUUGUGGCAGCGAUGAGGCAUUUAAUGACCAUGAUUAAAGUUGCUUUUCUUCUGGUCAUUGAACUUGGGGUGUUUCCUCUGAUGUGUGGGUGGUGGCUGGAUGUUUGCACCAUAAGGAUGUUUGGGAAGUCCAUCUCUCAGAGAGUUGAGUUCUUCUCACUGUCACCCCUGGCAAGCUCUCUGGUUCACUGGGUUGUUGGAAUCAUUUACAUGCUUCAAAUAAGCAUCUUUGUUAGCCUUCUUCGAGGGGUAUUGCGUAGUGGGGUUCUCUACUUUCUUCGUGAUCCUGCUGAUCCCAAUUACAAUCCAUUCCGAGAUCUGAUUGAUGAUCCAGUGCACAAGCAUGCCCGCAGAGUUUUGUUGUCUGUUGCUGUAUAUGGGAGUUUGAUUGUGAUGCUGGUGUUUUUGCCUGUUAAACUUGCAAUGCGAAUGGUUCCUUCCAUUUUCCCCUUGGACAUCUCUGUUUCAGAUCCAUUUACUGAAAUCCCAGCUGAUAUGCUUCUCUUUCAAAUAUGCAUUCCCUUUGCUAUUGAGCAUUUUAAACUACGGCAUACACUCAAAUCUGUACUCCGGUAUUGGUUCACUGCUGUUGGUUGGGCACUUGGUUUAACUGAUUUUCUGCUACCAAAGCCGGAGGACAAUGGUGGACAUGAAAAUGGGAAUGGGGAUGCAGGGAGACACGAUAGAGGGAUUGCACAAGCAGUUGAGCAGGAGCGAGUUCCAGCCCUCGAAGAUGUGCAUAGAUCCAGACAUGGGGCAGCAAAUUCAAGUUCUGCUGAAGAGUUUGAUAGUGAUGAACAAGCUGAUCCAGGAAGGUGGGGCUUUGUGCUGCGUAUUGUGCUGUUGUUGGUGGCAGCUUGGAUGACUCUUCUUGUAUUCAACUCUGCAUUGAUAGUUGUACCCAUUUCACUCGGACGUGCACUCUUUAAUGCCCUCCCACUUCUCCCAAUAACUCACGGCAUCAAGUGCAAUGAUUUAUACGCUUUUGUAAUCGGAAGCUACGUGAUUUGGACUGGUUUGGCCGGAGUAAGGUAUUGUGUGGACCUGGUCCGAACAAGGAGAACUAGAUUGUUGCUCAAUCAAAUCUGGAAAUGGUGUGGCAUAAUUCUGAAGAGUUCUGCUCUGCUGUCGAUAUGGAUAUUUGUAAUUCCUGUAUUGAUUGGCCUUCUGUUCGAGCUUCUCGUCAUUGUACCCAUGCGGGUUCCUGUGGAUGAAAGUCCGGUGUUCCUUUUAUACCAGGAUUGGGCUCUCGGACUAAUCUUUUUGAAGAUUUGGACUAGGCUGGUUAUGUUGGAUCACAUGAUGCCAUUGGUGGACGAGACCUGGCGCGUAAAAUUUGAAAGGGUGAGGGAAGAUGGCUUCUCGAGGCUGCAAGGUCUCUGGGUUCUGCGCGAGAUUGUCUUCCCAAUCAUCAUGAAGCUGCUCACCGCACUGUGUGUGCCCUAUGUUCUAUCGCGCGGGGUAUUCCCCAUCUUCGGCUACCCGCUGGUUGUGAACUCGGCUGUCUACCGAUUCGCCUGGUUGGGUUGCCUCAUCUUCAGCGUCCUAUACUUCUGCGCAAAGCGAUUCCAUGUCUGGUUCACCAACCUCCACAACUCCAUCCGGGAUGACCGGUAUUUGAUUGGAAGAAGACUCCACAACUAUGGUGAGACCUUGGGGGCUCGCGCUAGACAGGGCUUUGCUGCUGCUACUGCUACUACUGCUACUGCUGCUGCUGCAUCCGACGACCAAGUUCUCGUUGCAGAUGCUGCUGUUGCUGCUGCUGAAAACAACAUUCGGGAAGCUGCAGAUGUCGGGUUGAGACAGAGGCAUGCCGGCCGAGUAGAUGCUUGAAGAAUACAGUUUCCAGCCUCUCUUGUCCCGGCAGGGUCUUCUAGAAAUAGCUUGUGUAAAGAUAUUGUGGUGCACAUCUCUAUCAGAGACAACCGAUUGUUGUUGAGCCAUGGAGUUUUGGAUGUCAAAUGUUUGUGAAUAUGUCUCACUCUCAAGAAUCUCUUUGUAGGGGAUAUGCCCUUCUUCUUCUCUAUUGUCUUUUCCAAUAGGAAGGUUGGAUGAAUGGAUUGGAUUAGUAACUCGUAAUGGCAUAAUCAAGAUUCUUUUGCCCAUUUACCUUAAAUCCAAUUUU
This is a messenger RNA of Andrographis paniculata, 3794 nucleotides long. Its product is annotated as probable E3 ubiquitin ligase SUD1. Gene Ontology annotation, molecular function: zinc ion binding. The transcript has 9 exons. Gene Ontology annotation, cellular component: endoplasmic reticulum membrane. Lineage: Eukaryota; Viridiplantae; Streptophyta; Magnoliopsida; Lamiales; Acanthaceae. The record is from RefSeq and is a predicted model, not a curated record. Bases 131 to 3502 code for a protein of 1123 amino acids.